AUGAUAGACCGUUUUCAUGGAGAUGAAGUAAUCUACCAUAGCUUUGACAUUGCAGAGGACGACCCAUAUGGCUACUACGCUCAGGAGUUUCUUAAUGGAUUGACUCCUAAUGGUCUUCCUCCGCAUGCACUCAAGCUAAAGUUGAACUGCCCUGUCAUACUUCUAAGGAACAUUGAUCCAGCUAAUGGACUGUGUAACGGCACUAGGCUUGUUGUAAGAGGUUUUGAGAGGAACACCAUUGAUGCAGAAAUCGUGAUUGGUCAACACGCUGGCAGGAGGGUCUUCCUUCCUCGAAUACCUCUCUGCCCAUCUGAAAACGACAUGUUUCCGUUCAAGUUUAAGAGAAAGCAAUUUCCUAUAAGGCUUAGCUUUGCUAUGACCAUUAACAAGGCUCAAGGGCAGACCAUACCGAUAGUUGGUGUCUACCUACCCAAUCCCGUGUUCUCUCAUGGUCAGCUCUAUGUUGCUUUGUCUCGAGCCACCGCGAAGAGAAACAUAAAGAUACUCAUUCAGAAGGAGAAGCCGAAGGAGAAGGCCAACAAGCUAAAGGACAAUCCAAAGAAGCGAAAAAGACCGACUGUGUCCUUACUGACCUCGAUGAAGAACAUCGUCUACAAGGAAGUCCUUACAGGCUGA
Messenger RNA from Aegilops tauschii subsp. strangulata, 636 nucleotides. The record is from RefSeq and is a predicted model, not a curated record. NCBI's taxonomy places the organism in Eukaryota, Viridiplantae, Streptophyta, Magnoliopsida, Poales, Poaceae.